GCCGUCGCGCGCAUCCCAGUUCACUCGUGAACCACCUGCAGCUGCACGUAGACUCGUCUCCUCCGUCCGUCCUCGACUAUCCUUCUCACACGCCGAUUCUCCGCGUUUGUACCGAAACCGAGAGCCAACGUGAGAAAAUGGCCGCCUACAAGCUGGUUCUGAUCCGCCACGGAGAGAGCUGCUGGAACCAGGAGAACCGCUUCUGCGGAUGGUUCGACGCGGACCUGAGUGACACGGGCGUCCAGGAGGCCAAGCGAGGAGGGAAGGCCUUAAAAGAUGCUGGCUACGAGUUUGAUGUGUGCUACACGUCGGUUCUGAAGCGGGCCAUCCGGACCCUGUGGCUGUGUCUGGAGCAGAUCGAUCAGAUGUGGGUUCCGGUCCACAGAACCUGGCGGCUGAACGAGCGCCACUACGGUGGCCUGACGGGGCUAAACAAGGCCGAGACGGCCGCCAAGCACGGGGAGGCACAGGUCAAGAUCUGGAGGCGUUCGUACGACACCCCCCCACCGUCCAUGGAUGCUGACCACGACUACUACACAGUCAUCAGCAAGGACCGUCGCUAUGGUGAUCUGACGGAGGACCAGCUGCCGUCGUGCGAGAGCCUGAAGGACACGAUCGCCCGGGCCCUGCCCUUCUGGAACGACGAGGUGGUGCCGCAGAUCAAGGAGGGCAAGAGGGUCCUCAUCGCUGCCCACGGCAACAGCCUCCGCGGCAUCGUCAAGCACCUGGAGGGCAUGUCCGAGGAGGCCAUCAUGGAGCUGAAUCUGCCCACCGGCAUCCCCAUCCUGUACGAGCUGGACAAGAACCUGAAGCCGGUCAAGCCCAUGCAGUUCCUGGGGGACGAGGAGACUGUGCGCAAGGCCAUGGAGGCCGUGGCCGCCCAGGGCAAGGCCAAGAAGUAGACGCCCACUGACCUGUACUGGGCAGGAAAUGAACGACCUUUGACCUUCAACCUCUGCAGAGAGGGGCCAGGGGAGGGGUGGGGUGUGUCCUGUUCUGUGCUUCCGCCCGUCAAGAGCUGUGUGUGUGUGUGUGUGUGUGCGCGCGUGCAUGUGCUGUGUGAAACAGGACCAGUAAGGGUAUUGUGACACUGCAUGGCUGUCUAACAUGACUGUACUGGCUGUAGUUGAGAGUUUAGUUCUGAUUCAUAUUUAUUGACCAACUGUGUUAUGUAGUGAGGGACCAGUAACACAUAUACACACACACACACACACACACACACCCCUAUCAUUCAAUUCCUUUUGUGAGGCUGGGCCUGAAGGCAAUGUUAAACAUCCUCAGCACGGCAUCACACACACACACAUUCACCAUUCCUUUGUUUUUGUGAUGAUGUACGUGGGCCAACAGCACUGAAGUGUUAAUGUGUCAUUGAUGGGAAUUCCACACAGUAAUAAAUGUUUUCGGCCUGUUGUCAGGCUUGUCCCCUAAA
Messenger RNA from Alosa sapidissima (American shad), 1429 nucleotides. RefSeq names its product phosphoglycerate mutase 1a (gene pgam1a). NCBI's taxonomy places the organism in Eukaryota, Metazoa, Chordata, Actinopteri, Clupeiformes, Clupeidae. Gene Ontology annotation, molecular function: intramolecular phosphotransferase activity. Gene Ontology annotation, biological process: glycolytic process. The coding region runs from base 138 to 902 and encodes 254 amino acids. The record is from RefSeq and is a predicted model, not a curated record. The transcript is spliced from 4 exons.